Entrophospora sp. SA101 is the source of this 873-nucleotide messenger RNA. The record is from the annotation of a GenBank genome assembly. NCBI's taxonomy places the organism in Eukaryota, Fungi, Glomeromycota, Glomeromycetes, Entrophosporales, Entrophosporaceae.
AUGGCAAGUAUUAUUCAACCAACGAAUGACUGGGUAAAAAAAUUGUCAGAAGUUAAAAUUGAUAAAUCAGAUUUAAAUAAACUUAUUAUGAAUUACUUUGUGAUUGAAGGAUAUAAAGAUGCAGCUGAAACAUUUAGUCAAGAAUGUGGCAUAUCACCAAGCAUUGAUGUAGAUUCGAUAAAUGAUAGAAUGAAUAUAAAAAAUGCCAUUCAAAAUGGUAAUGUUGAAGAAGCAAUUGAACGUGUAAAUGAUUUAAAUCCAGAGGCAAGUAUAUUAGAUACAAAUCCAAAAUUAUAUUUCCAUCUUCAACAACAAAGAUUAAUAGAAUAUAUUAGACAAGGAAGAGUAUCUGAAGCUUUAGAAUUCGCACAAGAUGAGUUAGCACCUCUAGGAGAAGAGAAUCCUGAGUUUCUUGAAGAACUCGAGAGAUCAAUGGCAUUGUUAGCGUUUGAUGACACAACCACAUCCCCUGUAGGAGAUUUACUUCACCCAUCACAACGUCUACGUACAGCUAGUGAACUAAAUGCCGCAAUUUUAACUUCACAAAGUCAAGAAAAAGAUCCAAAAUUACCAAAUUUAUUAAAAAUGUUGGUUUGGGCUCAAGAUGAAUUAGAUGAGAAAAAAAAUUUAAAAAAUUUAGAAGAGUUAAAGUCUAAGCUAGCACAAAUUGUAGACUCUGAAGAUGCAGUUUUGACCUCAUUGAUCCUAGAUUUUUUUCAUAUGAAUUUUCGAUGUGAAAUUAAUCAUUUGUCAAUGCCUUUACGCGAAAGAGACUACACCUCAAUAAUAAUACUUUCUUUGAUGACCGAUUUACUUGAGGAAUUUGGCAACAUGUUUGAAGUCUUUGGGUUAUUAUUUUUGAGUCAUUUGUAG